AUGAGUCAAAGCUCGGAAGAUAGAAAUUCGGAACUAGCAAAAUUAGUCGUUAGGCGGAAUAGAAUAAAAGAAACCUUAAAUCGGUUUGCAGAAUUCGUAGACACGUUUAAUUUGAGCCAAAUAAAGGAGCUUCAAGUCCGUACCGAAAAAAUAGAGCCACUGUUGGACCGAUUUGAAGAAAUUCAAAUAGAAAUAGAAAUUCUUGACUCUGAAGCAGAUGGCAACUUGGAGUAUGAAAGCUUCGAAUCACAAUUCUAUUCGUUGUUGGCUACGGCCAAGGGGCACAUUUCGCAAUAUCAAUUAAAGGCAGAGCACAAUCAGAGUUUAACUAAUCCGUCAUUAAUUCAAAAUAGUCAGGGUAGUAGUGGGAUAGAUAACAACUCGUUCAUAGUGGGCGGGGCUAAGCUGCCGAGCUUAGGUUUACCUAAAUUUAGGGGUGAUUUUGAGAAGUGGUUGCAGUUUUUUGAGGGUUUUCAGACGCUAGUUCACAAUAAUCCAUGUUUGGAUAACAUACAAAAAUUUUAUUACUUAUUGGAUUGCCUGGAAGGCGAGGCCAGAAAAAUUUUGGAUUGUCUGGAAAUAACAAAUGACAACUACGAAGUAGCUUUAGACUUAUUGAAAAAACGAUUUCAAAAUAAACCUGUAAUUAUUAAGAACCAUAUUAAAGCCCUGGUGGAUAUGCCGAUUGUAAGUAGGGAAUCUUCCCAGUUACUAAGAAAUUUAAGUGAUUCUAUUGAAAAGCACAUUCGGGCCCUGAAAACAUUAGGAGAACCGGUAGACACAUGGGAUAGAUUGCUUAUUUUUCUAAUGAGCAAGAAAUUAGAUAUAGAAACAAAAAAGGAAUGGGAACAAAAAAGCAUAUCAGAUUUUAAAGGUGUUCCACAACUAUCUAAUUUUAUUAAUUUUUUAAACAAUAAAUGUCAUAUUUUAGAAACUGUUGAGAGUAAUACAAAGGGGACUAUUAAACAAGGUUAUAGCGGUAGUCAAAAUUCUCGUGGGGCUUACGCGGCAGUAGGAGGAUCCAAUGUAAAGUGCGAGUUUUGCAAGGGAUCACACUUUGUAUACUUUUGUCAAAAAUUGUUAGCACUUUCGGUUUCGGAGAGACUCAGGGAAAUUAAAAAACUUAAACUCUGUUUCAAUUGUUUACGAUCUAGUCAUACAGCGAGCGAAUGUCGGGCAAGUGGUUGUAAAAGGUGUCGGGGUCGGCAUAAUAGCUUAUUACAUCUAGAAAAGCAAAUAAAUCAAAAUUUUGGGAACGGACGGUUAGUGAAUAAAGAUAUAGAGUCAGGGAGAAAAAACAAACCGGAAGAAGCGGACACGGUACAUGCGUGUGUAGACGGGGUGGAAGCAACAGAGGAGCAGUUCGUAGCUGCAACUUCUUACAGUAAUCCAAAAGAGGCUAGUCAAACUAUUUUGUCUACUGCGCUUAUUUACAUAAAAGAUAAUAAAGAUAACUAUGUAAAGUGCAGAGCGUUGUUAGACAGUGGCUCUCAAAUGAAUUUUAUUUCUAGUGAGUUGGUAAGAAAACUAAAAUUAAAGACAAAUACAAUAGAUAUACCUAUUUCAGGAGUUAAUCAAAUGCUUACCAAAAUCGACAGUCAAACAGAAUCUAUUAUCAAAUCAUGUUAUAAUAACUUUACAGCAACUCUGUCUUUUCUGGUUCUAAAAAAUAUCACAUAUAAUAUUCCGGUACAAUCUUUUGAGGCGUCAGCUAUAAAUAUACCGUCUAAUUUAAAAUUAGCGGACCCAGAGUUUAACAUGUCGGCAAAAAUAGAUGUUUUAAUAGGGGCUGACUUAUUUUUUAACUUACUCUGUGUAGGGCAAAUUAGGUUAGGUAUGGGGAAACCGCUGUUACAAAAAAGCGUUUUCGGUUGGAUCAUAUCAGGACGUUUAGUUCAUGAUAAAUCAAGCACAGCUGCUCAGUCGUUUCAUUUGUUAGCCUCUCAAGAUGUACAAGAACAAUUGGAGAAAUUUUGGCAUAUCGAGGAAGUAGCCACAGCAUCGCAUUAUUCAAAAGAGGAAUCAGAUUGCGAGCAACACUUUGUAGAUAGAGUCACUCGGGACUGUUCUGGUAGAUUUUGUGUAACUUUGCCGCUGAAAGAUAAUAGCAGCAAGUUAGGUAAUUCUGUAGAAAAUGCUAAAAGUAGAUUUUACUCUUUAGAGAAGAAGUUUGCGAAAAAUGCAGUCCUCAAAGAAGAAUAUUCAGCAUUUAUUCAAGAAUAUAUCGAUUUGGGACACAUGAGUAAAAUUGAGAUUCAGAAUGAUUCUCUAAAUAAUAUAUGCUAUUUACCACAUCACGGUGUCAUAAAUGAAGGUAGUACUACUACAAAGCUACGUGUGGUGUUUGAUGCUAGUUCAAAAACCUCUAGCAAUUUUUCAUUAAAUGAUGUAUUGAUGGUUGGGCCAUGUAUUCAAGAUGAUCUGUUUGAUAUCUUGAUUAGAUUUCGACAACAUAGUGUAGUAUUGACAGCAGAUAUUACAAAAAUGUACCGACAGGUGAAUGUUGAUGUUCAGCAGCGUGACUUACAAAGAAUAUUGUGGCGCGCGGAUUCUGAUUCAGAGCUUGAACAUUAUAGACUAAAUACAUUAACGUAUGGUACUGCACCUGCGGCCUUUUUAGCGACUAGAUGCCUCGUGCAGAUUGCCUUAGAUAUUGAAGAUAGAUUACCAGAGAUAAGCAAGAUAAUAAGAAAACAGUUUUAUGUAGAUGACUUAAUCUUAAGUGUAGAGUCAGUUGAAAAGGCUAUAGAGAUAGCAAAAUGCAUUUAUGAAGAACUUAGUAAAUACGGGUUUCCAUUACGAAAAUGGUCUUCCAACUAUAGAGAAGUACUGGAUGGUCUUCCCUUUGAAAAAGCAGAUAAUAUGGGGUAUAUUAUAGCAGACAAUGAAUGCAAUAAAACAUUGGGAAUAUUUUGGAGAGCAAAUUCUGAUGCGUUGCAAUAUGUAGUGGAGAAACGAUUUAUGAAUUAUGCUGAUGUAACAAAGCGUGUGAUAUUGUCGAUAACAUCACAAAUAUUUGAUCCGUUAGGCUUACUGAGUCCUGUCAUCAUAAGAACAAAGAUUUUGCUACAAAGACUUUGGCAGUUGAAAUUAGCUUGGGACGAAACAAUUCCGAUAGAUUUGGCUACAACAUGGAAUGAAUUUUAUAAGCAAUUUGCAUGUCUUAAUGAAAUCAGGAUUCCCAGGCAAAUUGCAAUAUUAGAUGCUGUUAGAUUUGAGAUUCAUGGGUUUUCUGAUGCCAGUGAGCAAGCUUAUGGUGCCUGUUUGUAUCUUCGUUCCAUUAAUGCAGCUGGUAACAUUCUAGUACGUCUGAUUUGUGCCAAGUCUCGUGUAGCUCCGAUAAAGCAGAUUAGUUUACCGCGUUUGGAACUAUGCGGAGCUGUGAUAUUAGCUCGUUUAACAAAAAAGGUUAUUGCUGCGUUAGAUAUAAGUCCUGAUGAUAUAUAUUUGUGGACAGACUCUACAAUUGUGCUGGGGUGGAUUGCGGAACAGCCAAGUAGGUGGAAGGUUUUCGUGGCUAAUAGAGUCGCAGAGAUACAAGAACUCACUACAGGUUAUUAUUGGAAACACGUUGAAUCUGCCGACAAUCCAGCUGACAUCAUAUCGAGAGGCACACAACCUAUAUUGCUUAAAAACUUAGAUUUGUGGUGGUUAGGACCUCCAUGGCUUAGAGAUAAUCUAGACAAAUGGCCAAAAACUGAGCAUAAUAUGUAUACAAGUUCUAUUCCUGAACAACGAAAUGUUAAGUUUACUUUUACCAGCGUACUUAUCGAUUCUGAAAUUUUUACACGGUAUUCUUCAUUAUAUAAAUUAGUUCGGAUUGUAGCAUUAUGCUUUAGAUUUAGUAAAAACUCCAGGUGUACGGUAGGUAACAGGAAUUUUGGUGACAUAUCAAAUACAGAAUUUGACGAAGCAUUGUUAGCUUUGAUAAAGGUUAUGCAAGCCCAAGAGUUCAAAGACGAAAUACUAGCUAUACAUAGAUCUAACGAUUUACCAAAACAAAGUACGCUUAGGUCACUUGAUCCCUUUAUCGAUGCAGCGGGUAUUUUGCGCGUGGGUGGGAGACUUCGCAAUUCCAACGAAACGUACGAUGUCAAAUUUCCCAUACUUUUACCUCAAAGACAUCCAUUGACUAGACUGAUAGUAUUAGAUCAGCAUCACAAACAAUUACACGCAGGGCCACAACUAAUUUUAGCCUCUUUACGACAGCGUUACUGGCCGAUAAACGGAAGACGUGUGGUUCGAAGUAUGUUAGCGAGAUGCGUAACCUGCUUUCGAGUCAAGCCUGGCAGUAUUAAGCAAAAAAUGGCUGAUCUGCCAGAAGACCGAGUAAGGUCUAGUAGACCUUUUCUAGUUUCAGGCGUCGAUUUUGCAGGUCCGUUCAAUCUAAAAGACGGUAAACUACGAAAUCGCGCUAUUAUAAAGAGUUAUAUGUGCUUAUUCGUAUGCUUGUCGACCAAGGCAGUGCAUAUAGAGCUCGCAGGCGAUUUAAGCAGUAGUUCAUUUUUAAAUUGUCUAAAAAGGUUUGUGUCAAGACGAGGUAUAUGUACUCGAAUGUAUUCCGACAAUGCAACUAAUUUUGUUGGGGCGAAUAACGAGCUGAAAAAAGUAGAAAACUUUUUAAAAUCCGUGGGACAAGAUAAAGAAUUUUAUAAAUUUUGUCAGCAAUCCCACAUUGACUGGCGGUAUAUUCCUCCUCGAUCACCUCAUCACGGAGGUCUCUGGGAAUCCGCUAUUAAAUCAGCAAAACAUCAUAUAGCGCGGGUUAUAGGUAAUACAAUUUUAACUUUUGAAGACAUGAGCACCGUGCUUACACAGAUAGAGGCGGUUCUAAAUUCCCGACCCCUAACCCCUCUAUCCUCUAAUCCAAAUGACUUCCUUGCUCUUACGCCUGGUCAUUUCCUCAUCGGAGACGCAUUAAACGCACUCCCACAACGAUGUGUGAAAGAAGAGUUGUCAAAUCGUCUAGAUCAAUACCAUUUGAUUCAAAAGAUGUACCAGCAGUUUUGGUCGAGGUGGUCAUCAGAGUAUCUGGCGGUUCUACAGCAACGUAUGAAGUGGAAGAAGUCCUGUCAGAACUUGGAAGUGGGCACUAUGGUCAUUCUGAGGGAAGAAAACGCCGCACCGCUGAAUUGGAAGCUUGGAUGGAUCGUCGAGCUUCACCCAGGACAGGAUGGAUUAGUGCGAGUUGUUAGUGUGCGUACUAGUGCCGGAGUGAUAAAGAGGUCGGUACAAAAGUUAUGCGCUCUUCCAAUCGAGGUCGACCCUUCUAAAACCAUCUCAUAG
This is a messenger RNA of Sitophilus oryzae (rice weevil), 5286 nucleotides long. RefSeq lists its product as uncharacterized. Bases 1 to 5286 code for a protein of 1761 amino acids. NCBI's taxonomy places the organism in Eukaryota, Metazoa, Arthropoda, Insecta, Coleoptera, Curculionidae. The transcript has a single exon. Gene Ontology annotation, biological process: DNA integration; proteolysis. The record is from RefSeq and is a predicted model, not a curated record. Gene Ontology annotation, molecular function: nucleic acid binding; aspartic-type endopeptidase activity.